CGAAAUACUUGUUAUUAAUAACCAUAAACAUUAUUAAGAUAAUUUUCAAUCGUAUUCAAGAUAUCGGAUCUUACUUUAAAAUGUACUGAAAAAGUUAGAAUUAUUUCAUUGUUGUAGCUGUGCUCUUGUUUCAUACGAUUUAUAGAAAGUUUCGAUAUCAACCAUUUCAUCAUUGUGUCGAGAAAAAAAACAGUACCGAUAUAUGCAUACUUAUCGUGCGCAAACGCAGAGGCCCGCGCUUAUAAAAUUCACAGAUCAACUUGAUGGUCACUUAGUUUUCUGUAUUUUUCGUUGGAGUAUUUCGAUCGUUGGCUAUUAGGAAAAAAAAUGCUGGCCACUCAGGACACUGCAUUUCGAACUCGUUCAUUGGGUGCAGCAGCUGAAGGAAUAAAAGACCAAUACGCUGAUGGAAUAGCCGCCAAAGUAUGGGAAGUUUUUAUUGGCGAUCGCAAGCAACGCAAACAGAAUUACAAAGAUUUCCUUGUUGGACUACUUCGCCAAAAAAAAUGCAAACGUGUGUUGGAUGUCGCUUGUGGUACUGGAGUCGAUUCGAUGAUGUUACUCGAGGAAGGUUUUCAAGUUGUCAGUAUUGAUGCGUCGGAUAAAAUGUUGAAAUAUGCUUUGAAAACCAGAUGGGAGAGACGCAAAGAAAAAACAUUCGAUGAGUGGGUUAUUGAAGAAGCCAAUUGGUUGACGUUGUCGGAUGAUAUAAGUCAUUUGAUCGGUGACGGAUUUGACGCUGUAAUAUGUCUUGGCAACAGUUUUGCUCACAUGUUAGAUUCUUACGGAGACCAGCGAGAACAGAGACAAGCGCUUUCACAUUUUGAACGCUGUGUCAAACCUGGUGGUCUCCUGUUGAUUGACCAUAGAAAUUAUGAUUAUAUGAUUGCGAAAGGAAAAUGCCCUACGCAGUGUAUAUAUUACAACAGUAAGCAUCUACAAUCCAUCGACAGUUGCGUGUUGUACACAAACGGUACUCCGUCAUUGGUGACUCUCGAGUAUCGGAUAAAAAUGAACGGUCUUGCAAAUGGAUUAUGCAAUGACGAAGAGCACGUGAGCGAAUUUCGAUUGUCUUACUACCCUCACAAACUCAAUGAUUUCACUCGUAUAGUUGAUGAAGCUUUCCAUGGAAAAGCUAAACACACGAUUUACGCUGAUUUCAAACCACUCGAUGAAGCUGAAGAUCCAGGAUUUUACAUUCAUGUGAUGGAAAAAUCGAAAUGAUUCUGUGCAUGGUUGAUUGAUCAAUAUCUGCUAUGUAUCUGCAAAUUUCAUACGAGUUUGAAUUAAGUAUUUAAAGAAUUUAUUUAGCUUCUUCUCAACUUUGAUAUAACAAUAACGUGUAAUUUUUAUGUAAAUAUAUAGUGCUUUAAAUACGAAUUCUUUAAAAUUGAUCGAAUGAUUUACUAUUACCACGUAUUGGUAGCAGUCUACCUCUUUAGUUGUAUGGUGAAUGUUAUGUAAUUUUUAGUAUUAGAAUAAAUAAGAAUUUUCA
Messenger RNA from Phymastichus coffea, 1495 nucleotides. RefSeq names its product glycine N-methyltransferase-like (gene Gnmt). The transcript has 6 exons. Bases 328 to 1224 code for a protein of 298 amino acids. Gene Ontology annotation, cellular component: cytosol. Gene Ontology annotation, biological process: one-carbon metabolic process; protein homotetramerization; S-adenosylmethionine metabolic process. The record is from RefSeq and is a predicted model, not a curated record. Lineage: Eukaryota; Metazoa; Arthropoda; Insecta; Hymenoptera; Eulophidae. Gene Ontology annotation, molecular function: identical protein binding; glycine N-methyltransferase activity; glycine binding.